This is a messenger RNA of Heterocephalus glaber (naked mole-rat), 3219 nucleotides long. Lineage: Eukaryota; Metazoa; Chordata; Mammalia; Rodentia; Bathyergidae. The record is from RefSeq and is a predicted model, not a curated record.
UUUAACUGGACCUUGCCUUUAGAAUCAGUUAGCAGGCCGUCAAAAUGCUUAAGAAAUCCCUCAGCCCAGUCGAAGCAGCGUUUGAGACUCCAAGCAUUUGAGUUCACAAUGGUCCGUAGUGGAAAAAAUGGUGACCUUCAUCUUAAACAGAUUGCAUAUUAUAAACGAACUGGUGAAUAUCAUGCAACUACACUGCCAAGUGAGAGAAGUGGUAUAAGAAGAGCAGCAAAAAAGUUUGUCUUCAAAGAAAAACAGCUAUUCUACGUUGGAAAAGACAGAAAACAAAAUCGUUUGGUAAUUGUUUCAGAAGAGGAAAAAAAUAAAGUCCUAAGAGAAUGCCAUGAAAAUGAUGCUGGAGCUCAUCACGGCAUAUCCAGAACACUCACUCUAGUGGAAUCUAAUUACUAUUGGACUUCUGUGACCAAUGAUGUCAAACAGUGGGUAUAUGCUUGUCAGCAUUGCCAAGUGGCAAAAAAUACAGUUAUUCUAGCACCUAAACAGCACCUUCUCAAGGUGGAAAAUUCAUGGAGUAUAGUUACUGUGGAUCCGAUGGGACCUUUUCAUGCAAGCAACAGAAGUCAUGUGUAUGCUAUAAUUUUGACAGAUUUGUUCACAAAAUGGGUUAUGAUUUUGCCUCUAUGUGAUGUUUCAGCGUCAGAAAUUUCUAAAGCUAUUACCAAUGUAUUUUUCUUAUAUGGACCUCCUCAGAAAAUAAUAAUGGACCAAAGAGACGAAUUCAUUCAACAGAUCAAUGUAGAACUGUAUGGAUUGUUUGGUACAAAAGAGAUUGUAAUUUCUCAUGCUGCUGGAACUGUUAAUCCAACUGAAAGUACACCUAGAACAAUCAAAGCAUUUCUCUCCAAACACUGUGCCGACCACCCAGAGAACUGGGAUGAACACUUAUCAGCUGUUUCCUUUGCCUUCAAUGCAACUCACUUGGAGCCUGCUAAAAAUACACCAUAUUUUCAAAUGUUUAAUCGAAAUCCUUAUAUUCCAAAGACUUCAGAUACUCUUCAUGAAAUGGAUGCUGAUAAUACAAGUAUGUUUGCCAGAAUUCUAGAUGCAUUUAAAGAAGCUGAAAAAAUAAUGGAGGCAAAGACAACUUCAAUGGGCCAGGUGGAGAACCAUUUGAAUGGACUACAUAAAAACAAGAUCAUUGUUAAAAAGAAACCAAAGCAGUUAAAUCCAUUUCAUUUAAAAGUGGGUCAUGAGGUUUUAAGACAAAGGAAAAAUCGGUGGAAAGAUGGUCGUUUCCAGUCCGAAUGGAUUGGUCCUUGUGUCAUAGACUAUAUUACAGAAAGUGGCUGUGCUGUCCUGAGAGACAAUACGGGGACUAGGCUUAAACGACCUAUCAAAAUGUCCCACCUUAAGCCUUAUGUAAGAGAAUCCAGUGAACAAGAUAGUCUUUAUCUCUUGCAAGGUUCUAUAGUGGCAGAUCAUGACUACAUUGGAUUGCCUGAAAUUCCAGUUGGAACACACCAAGCAAAUAUCCUGGUAGAAGAUGCAACUGUUGGCGUAGUUGAUAAUGAGUUACUGACAUCAAGCAAGGAGCAUGAACUGUUAGAGUAUAGAAAUCCCAAAACCUCUUCAUUGAUAGAAGAUCAUGGUACUCUUGAAAAGCAGACUUUCAGUCUGUUGGACUCUUCAAACCAAGUCCUUGAAUACUUAAAAAGGGGGAGUUUGGACACAGACUCAGGGAGAAUUUCAUAUGAAGAUGAACGUGAUCCUUCUACAAGCCACGAAAUAACAAAGAUUGCCAGCAAACUGCCAGGUGCUGGGGUAGAGGAGCAGAGCAGAUUCUCCCACAGAGCUGUCAGAAGGAUCAACACUUCAUCUCAGACUUCUGCCUUCAGAACUGUGAGUCUACUAGAGUGCUCUGGACUGGUACCUGGAACCAGGCCCGUGUGAACCUAGAUACCAGCUCAGCCAUUUGAGGAGCCCACCACAUGCCUCAUCUAGAACCUGUGGAUGGUCAAAUUACUGAAAGGCUUACCCUGCCUAAAUAGCCUAUAAAGACUGGAGGAGGUACUUAUUUCUUCAGAUGUGCAGAAACCAACACAAGGCUGCAAGGAUCAUGGAUAAUCAGGUUAACAUGAUACCAACAAAGAAACAAAAGAAAUUGUCAGUAACUGACCCUAAAGAAAUGGAUACAUACAAAACUUCCAACACAGUUUAAAGUGAUUGUCUAAAAGAAGCUCUCAAUGAUAACAAAGCAAAAGAAUACAUUAAACAAAAUGAGUAGUUUAACAAGAAACCAUCCCCCAAAAAACCAUUCUGAAGCUGAAAAACAACUACAUUGAAAAAAUUCAACAGAGAACUUCAACAAUGAAUGAAUGAAGAAAGAAUUGGUGAGCUUAAAUACAAGGCAUCUAAAAUUACGCAGAGGAACAAAGGGGGGAAAAAAACCAGUGAAGAACAUCUAUAGCACUUAGGCAUCACCAUCAAGUGAACCAUAAUAUGCAUAUAAGAAUCAUAGAGGAAACAGAAAAAGGGAAAGGAGAAAGCUUUCUAUGUCUAGAAAGGGAAAUGAAUGUCAAUAUCCGUGAAUCCCAAAGAACCCUAAAUAUAUUGAAUAUAAAGAUAUCUUUACCGUGACACAGUCAAAUUUUCAAAUAUCAAGCAAUUUUGAAAGCAAGAGAAAAGCAGCUGUCAAAUAUAAUACAAAGCUAUGAUAAUCCUACAUCAUGGCACUAGCAUAAAAAUAGGCACAUAGACCAAUGGAACAGAAUACAGAGCUCAGAAAUAUAUUGUGAUGGUUGAUUGAUUAUGUCAAUCAACUUGUAAAUAAUGCCCAACUAAAUUGGCUCAUCAUAAUUCUGGGUGUGGAAGACCCACCCUAGGGAGGAUUAUCACCACAAUGCUGUGAAAGGGAACUGAAGAAGGAAGGAUUGCUUCUGUUUCCUUUGGAGAAGCUCUAGUCUUUGCUUUCACCCUGUGCUUCCUCUCCUGGCUUUCAGAGCAGACUCUUCAGUCACCACCACAGACCCUUCAGCCUUCCAGUGCAGACCCUCCAGCCUCCUGAUACGGACUCCCAGAAGACACUACAUGGAGCUCCAGGCCUUCAACUGGAUCCUCCAGAGCCCCAGUGCGCAGACUGACCUUUUGUACUCUUCUACACCUAACUCUAUGGGCAGCCAUCGUAAGCCGAUCUGUAAAUUCUUCUAUACUUGUAUAUCAUGUAUUAUAUCUAUUUCUCUAAUAAACACUGACUGAUACAUA